Messenger RNA from Setaria italica (foxtail millet), 2231 nucleotides. Its product is annotated as zinc finger CCHC domain-containing protein 8. Bases 236 to 1834 code for a protein of 532 amino acids. The record is from RefSeq and is a predicted model, not a curated record. NCBI's taxonomy places the organism in Eukaryota, Viridiplantae, Streptophyta, Magnoliopsida, Poales, Poaceae. Gene Ontology annotation, molecular function: RNA binding; zinc ion binding. The transcript is spliced from 9 exons. Gene Ontology annotation, cellular component: catalytic step 2 spliceosome.
UUCAGACCGUCGGCCAUUGCGUUCACCCUCUCUCUUGCGAUCUUGCCUUCUGCUCUUCUCCUCCCGUUCACGGUUCACCCCCGCUCUGCCUUCCUUUCCCGGCGGCGACGACUGGCGAGCGCCGCCGCCGCCGUCUUCGUCUUGCCCUUCGCCGGCAACGAGCACCCACGAGUGGUGUUUGCUGCAGAUUCGACUCGUAAUGUGAAUAUAAAUAGUGUAAUUUCCCCGCGAAAAGAUGGCAUCAGACGAGUUCAUCAGCCUUGAGGCACCUUGCGAGGCUGAUGCGAAGGGUGAAGGGGGAGACCCUCAGGUUGAAGCUCCUGGUGUGAACGGGGCGGAGCCUCUGGCAUCUGAACUCCAACCAGAAGUGGAAGCUUGUGCUGUGGGUAGUACUAGUAGUCCCAAGCCGUCUGAUGGGAACAUAGAUCUUGAAGAGGGGCAAGUGGAAGAUAUGGACCUCGCAGAUGAUGAUGAUGUGGUUGUAAAGGAUGAGCUAUUAGAUGCUUCCAUUCAGCCCGAGGUCAGUGUUGCAGCUGUACAGACUGUAAUUGGUUUUGAGGUCAAGCUGGACAAGGGUGGUGGGGCUGAAAAUGCAUCAGUUUUUGAGUCAAACAGCAUCUCUCUUGAAGAAAGCCCAGCAAGAGGAGUUAAAAGAGCUCGUGUGGAAUCAAAGGAGCCUUCAGUUCGUGUCAUCUUCAGUGACUUGACAAGGGAAAGCAAAAGAAAGCUUAUGGAACUGAUGCAACAGUGGUCUCAGUGGCAGGCCAGAAGGCAGCACAAAUCGAAGGAAGCUGCGGAAGAGAUCUUAGAAAGUGGCGAAGAGACUUAUUAUCCAGCAUUACAUGUUGGUUCUGAGAAGUCUUGUGCUGUGUCAUUUUGGGUGGAUAACCAAGCAAGGGAGAAUACUACCAUGGAUGAUGAUUCUGUUCCACUGUAUGAUCGAGAGUUUACCUUGGGCUCAACUCCUCUGGGCGAUUCAUCAAACACUGAAAGCCGGGCAGAUAAGGAUGAUUCUCGCUGCUUCAAUUGCGGUUCUUAUAGCCAUGCUCUGAAGGAUUGCCCAAAGCCUCGGGACAAUGUUGCAAUUAGCAAUGCCCGGAAGCAGCAUAAUUUGAAAAGAAACCAAUCUAAUGCUCACCGUGUACAGAAUCGAUAUUACCAGAAAACACCUGGCAAAUUUGAUGAUCUGAAAGCUGGAGUACUGGGACCUGAAACUAGAGAGUGCUUGGGGAUUGGGGAAAAUGAUCCCCCUCCUUGGCUGCAUAGAAUGCGUGAGUUAGGUUAUCCUCCAGGCUACCUAGAUGUGGUCGAUGAUGAAGACAAACCUUCUGGUAUCACCAUAUUUGGAGACAGCGAGGUGAAACUAGACUACGAGGAGGGAGAGCUUCCAGAGCAAGGUGAACUAUCCCCGCCUCGGAAAAGGAUGACAGUGGAAUUCCCUGGAAUAAAUGCCCCCAUCCCAGAGAAUGGAGACCGCUGGCUGUGGGGCAGCGCCCCACCCCAGUCAUCUGGCCGCCAUCACUCAUCGGAUUCAAGGGAUUACCGGGAUAGAGGUCCUCCUGGUACCGAUCAUUAUUCAUCGAGAUACCUUUCCCAUGACUAUGGGCAGUUGAGCCCGAGCUUAGGGAGGUCGCACUCAGACAGGGGGUGGAGAAGCCCACCUCGUUAUGAGAAUCUGCCAGCAGAUGACAGUGCUUGGACCCCACACUCAUACCCUAGCAGGCAGUACUCGGGCCAUUACAGCUCGAGCUCCGAGAUGUCGUCGCGCCAUUCCAGAGAAAGAGACAGAGACAGAGACAGGCAUGAGAGCAGGCACCACCACCACCGCAGAUGAGUCAAGCAUGCAGUUGAUUUGUACCAUAUCCUUUUGUUGAGGAAUUCUAUACCCGACGACUUGGAUCUGACAUAGCAGCAGUUCUGUUACAGUUGCUGAGGUUUCAUAUUUUCCUUUCCUUGCAUAUAUUUUGCAGCGCUGCUUCCAAAUGAUUAGUGGCCAGUCGCUUUUUCUCAUCUGACUGAGCUCUAUUCCCGUGUUGUAUGACUGCCUUUCUCUUAUCUGUAACUCUGCUCAUUUUCUUGAAAGUUACGUCAUAUUCUGUAGAAUACAAAUCUUAGGGCCUGUUCUGUUUGGAUGAAAGGUUUUAGAAGAAAAGCACCGUUAAGCUAGACUCCCCAAUGUUUUUCCCGCCUGUGAGCUUAAAAUUCUGUCUGGAUGAAAUUUUGUGGCACAA